GAAAACGCAUUUGGCGGGGAGAAUUCAUCUAUUUUUUUUCAUUUCGGAAAAUAAAAAAAAUGAACGUGGUAUCGUUUUCGGAUGUUUUUAUCUUUUUCUCUCGAAAAGGGUUCUUUCUCUGCAACAAGUGCGGAAAACAAGAAUUUUCGGCAGAAGAAUCAAAUGGGGUUUAUGGCUAAGUACUGCAAAACCUCUCAUGUGGCAGAAGGAUUGUUUUACGUUUCUUUGUUUGGCUGGAGAUAGAUUGUUUAGUCAGUUAAGAGAUCUGGGUAGUAGGGGUUACAUUGAAUGCUCCAAUCAGGAUUCACAUCUUCGUUUUGCUGGAGGUUUUGAGAAGGUCCUUCAUAUUUUCGAUGUUAAUCAGGUCCAAGAUUAGUUCAUAUAUUUCCCGGAUCUAUAUUAGAAUGGUAGCAUGGCCUCAUAGUGAUCAAAUAAUAUCAAGUGGAUGCUUCGAUAUUGGAGGUGUGAGGUUGUUCGGACACUUGCAAAAAGUCCAACAUUUGCUAAGGAUUGGGCAACUUCAGUUUGAAGCUGAUGUGAAAUUGUGAAUAGGCUUUUCCUUUACACCUGGUUGUUACCAAUCAUUUUCUUUCUUACUGGAUUUUCGACUAUCCUGUAAGCACAUAUAACCAGUGCCACCUUGUAAAAGUGUUUUUGAUGUGAAUAAACCUUUUUCUUACUCGUUAUCCUUUAUAUGUUCCAUAUCUUAAUGAUUUUAACCAGAAGUUAUUGAUUUUGAAAACAAUGUAUACCAAACACGUUUUUUAAAACAAAGAAAGAAAAAAUGCUAUUUCUGAAAAUGCUUGAAAACAGUUUUUGAAACUCAAACCAAACAGUGUCUAAGUUUGUACUUUUUGAAGUGUUAUUUCGGAGCUUCACUAGUGUUUGCACUUUGUUUAUGUUUUGUAUAUUUACAACGUUAUUAAAUUUGCUGUGCGGUUGUCAGGGAAGAAACAAAGCUCUGUAUGAACCACCAGUGAACUCAGAGGUAUGUACAGAGAGUUGUCAAGUAGACAUUAGUAUACCUGAAUGUGAUAGAAAAGUAGCUUUUUAAUUUGUUGUUACUCAAGCAUUUAUCAGGGAUUGGAUGUUGCAAAAUAAAUUACAGAAACAGUUCUCAAUCUAUUGUUUUUUCAAUAGCUCACUCUCUCUCAAGACCAGCAGGAUAAAAUUUUGGAUAAAUUGAAAUCUCGUAAGACUCAUAUAGUGUUUGCCUUCCCUUGAUGGUGUUUCCAAUUCCCAAGUUUGGUCUGAGGUUGAUGCAGGUUAGUUUGCGUUGUUCCGAUUUAUUGACUUCGUUCUGUUUAUUUGACUUCUUCAAAACACUGGCAAAUUUACAAGUACUGAAGAACAUGAAAUUGAUUGAGUUACUGUGGUGUAAUUGUUCUAGAGGAUUAUGGCUUGCAUAUUGUUAAAAAGAAUUCUGCAAGAUUCUUUUUUCACCCUUUUCUAUGUGAAAACUUAUUUUUGCACCCUUUUCUGAGAGUUAUUGAUCCAUAUCUACUAAUUCAGUAGAGGCACUUGGGUAGAAUAUAAAGCUCUGAUUCAUUAUGGUUUAUGUUUAACCUGUUAGUACGAAGAAUCUCAUUCUCUCAUGAACUGUAUACUGACCUCUGGCAUACUUGUGCUGGUCCUCUUGUUAACUAAUGCACCUUUCCCGAGAAUUCCCACUGGAGUAGUUGGGCUGCUUGUGAACUAUGACCCUGCAUCUUUUGAUACUGAUUAUAAGAAAAGUUCACAAUUUGAUUCAUGUAAUGCGAGGCAGUCUAAGAAAAGUUAGAGGCAAUUCACUGCACUGUACUCUUCUCGUGCGUUAACUACACAUGCCUUGAACAUAAAGUCUCCAACAUCUUCAAAAGCUAUGCAUACCGGUUGAAGAUUUGGUAGUACUGUAAAAUGGGUAUUAUAAGCUCCAUAAUAUUAAUUUUCUUGAUCUAGAGUAGUUUGGUUGUUCUUGUGUAGGUCAAUGAAGACUCCUAGCAGCGAGGGAGUUGACGUGGAAGAUGACACCAAUGACAAUGAUAGAGAUAAAAAUUUCUUGGUAGAGUUCAAAACCGUCUACUCACAUUGGAGUGGGACCCUCCCCCCAAAAUGCCACCCCAUGCUAAUCUUGGGGUGGCGGGUCCCUCCCCAAUGUGAGUAAACGGUUUCUCCAAUACCACAGUCUACCAAGAAUGAUCUAGAUAUAAACAGACUCGCGGCGUCAAGCUAGUCAAAUAUCAGAACCAAGCUUUAUUGUCUGGUUUGGCAUAUUGCGUCACAUCACGCAGUACGAUGCUUAUUACCAAGAAUGUUCUCUCUAGCUAUGUUUUUAAAUACCCGGAUAUCACUGAUGCUCUGCCAGAGUCACUUACUUAAAAAUUGGUUAGGGCCUGGUUACCUGUGAAUUUGUUGGAUGCUUAUGACAGGCCCUUAUCAGUCUGAAGUACAUUAAAAGUUGCUAUGGUGACAAUACUGGAUAAUGUUGCAAAGUUUUAACUGCUCUUGGUGAAAUGCACCUUUUCAAGAAGAGACUCGACAGCAGAAUCUGGGCCAAUCUGUUCUUUAUGGUCAUUUCAGCCAUAUCUGGUGGAGUUAAAGAUAUCAAGUUUCAUGCUGUGGGUUAUACGUGGCGGAUACAUAAUUAUUACUUGAUGGUGUCAUAUUCGGCAGCAACCUCUAGUUUUAUUUUUGUUUCUGUAGGCAAUAUAAGUUGAAUUGGGGGAAUUUUAUUUUUCACCACCUAUCGCAUCUUCUUGUGAUUUCUACAGUUACUUUGUCUUUUUCCUUUUCUCCAGCGGGCUUUAUUGAGAGUCAGCAUUGUAGAGAGUUUGAGCUGUUCUAUCGUGGACAACAAGAAGACAGGUACCUCUCAAAAGCUUGUGGAACCUUCUCCAUGGGUCUUUGGGUUUGAGAACCGCGACUUGUAGAUAACUUUGUGUCAUAUUAUACAGUUCUCGAUUAUGUAUCCAUCAACCUAGCUGUGCUUGUUGUACACAACCUUCAACGGAUCAUUUACAUUACUGUUAUACCAGUUAGCCCCACCAUUUACGAGGAUUAAAUAUUUUGGUUCUCAUGUUGUGCAUCAGAGUUAUUGAAAUGGAUUGGUUAUUUUCCUUCUUCUUCCUCAUCUUCUUCUUCUUUUUCUUGUGAGAAAUCUGAAAUGGACUACUCUUACCGAUGAAUAACUUUUACCAAGUCUAUUGUUUGCAGUGCCUCCUCUGAAAUAUUUAUACUCCGGAAGGAUUUCUUUCAAGAUCAGUCUUUGCUUUCCAGUGAGAGAAAGCGAGAAUGAUGAAGUCUGUAAGUGGAUUUGAAGCAGUCAAUAUAUACAUUCAUUCUCCAUCUCCUUCUUGUACAUAGGAAGCAUAGAGAAGACACUCUACUUAACAAUUUUCUCUGACAAGUCCCCUGAAGAGUGAAGAUGAGACUGCAAGACAAGUGCUUGUGGGUUGUGGGCUUACUGAAAUGAUAUAAUUAGUACAACGAAAGUAUGAUAACUAACACAUACUUAAAAAGCUACCAGUAACAGCACAGCAGCAAUAAUACUCCCGAAGUGUUCCCACUACAGUUUGCUCAAAACUAUGAAAAGCCAAGGUAAUUAAUUGCAUUGAUUGCACAGUAUGAAAUUAAGGACCUAAGUGACUUAAACUGGAAGAUUUUGACAUGCAUAAGUUGUUUCUUUUUAUUCCGGCAGAGAAUAAUUUUCAAAAACUCAUGGAAGGAAAUGUUUUUUCUUGCCUUAUUUAUUUUAGAAAGAGAAAAAAUAAAGAGGUUUUAGGAUUUUGUACAGAAUUUCUUUCUCACUAAUCUUUAUGUGACCUCUUCUUCCUCUUCUAAAGCACAAAAUUUUUAAAAUCGCUAGAUUUAUUAUUAAAACUUCAUCAAUGGUAAUACUUCAAAGUAUUUAGUUGUAUAUCUGUCUUUAAACAUAGACUUUUUAGGGUUUAGAUACUAAUGGAGUUUAUGAAUGACAAGUUCCCUGAAGGGCUACGUGUUUUGGCGGUUGAUGAUAGCUCCCUUUGCUUAAAACUUCUUGAGUCUUUACUCAAAAAAUGUCGUUAUGAAGUAACUGCAACGCUGUCUGCAAAUGCUGCUUUUGGUUUAUUAAGAAAGAACAAGAAAAACUUCGAUAUCGUUAUAACAGAUGUACAAAUGGAUGAAAUGAACGGUUUUGAGCUGUUGAAAACUAUCGGUCUUGAAAUGGACAUACCAGUGAUUAUGAUGUCUACGAGUGGCGACUACGAAACGGUGAUGAAAGGUAUAGAGCAUGGUGCAUGUGAUUAUCUUGUGAAGCCACCGUCACUGAAAGAGAUUCAAAAUAUAUGGCAACAUGUGGUUAGACUUAAGAAAAAUAAAUCUACUUUGAGUGCUCCCGAUACUGAAAAAAAAGGAACCGAAAGAAAUUUAAGGAGGAAAAACAAUAAUCAAACAAAAAAUAACGAGGAUGAAGAUAGUAGCCAUUCUUCUGAUGAACUAUUACCGAAUCAGAAGAAAACAAGAAUUUCUUGGGCAGACCCCGAGUUACAUGCAAAGUUUGUUGAAGCGUUUUAUAAGCUAGGAGAUAAAGCUGUUCCGUCAAAAAUUCUCGUAGAAAUGAAUGUCCAAGGACUCACUCGUGAGAAAGUUGCCAGUCAUCUUCAGAAAUAUAGGAAGAUAUUGGAGAAACAGAGCAAAAAACCCAAUAGCAUCACCACAUUCAAUGGAAUGAGUGGACGUCUGCGGAAUUCUACCUUUCCAUCUCUUCUUAAUCUCCAAUUUCAAAAUGGAAGGAAUUACCUCUCUAGUUCUCAAUCAUAUCAUCGGGGAACAAGUCAAUUAAGUCAUUAUGGUGUCACUCCUAAUGCCUCGAACCGUUCGUCUGUAAAUCCACAUCCACACUUUCUUCCUUCCACCCAACCAUAUACUUCCCAGUAUUCCUCCACUCUUGGCACAAUAAAUCAAAACCCUCAAAAGAUACAAGUUUCCGACUCAACAAUGCACAAUUUACAUAACCAAACAUAUGCGAGUGGAUUAAAUGCUCAAACCUUUUCUUCAAGUUCUAAAUUAUUUGAUCCUCAUAUGGUGAGUUCAUCCAAGUUUCCAGAUUACAAUGCAAAUAUACAUUCGGGAACAAGUAAUUUUCAGUUUGGGGAAGCAUCGAAUGUGCUAGCUAAUAACAACCUUUUUGAUGAUCUCACCUAUUAUCCCAUGCUCGACCAUGCAAGCUCUAGUAAUUUGAACACAGUUUUUCAGAGUGAUUAUACAUUCAACAUGACUCACUCUACUCUUUCAGGCUAUGAUGAUGGAAUGAGGAAUAUGAUUGCUCCGACCAUACCAAGUACCAACGUGAUGGAAUCUCAAAGUGUUGACCAGAUACCUUCGCUGGAAAAUCCUUUAGCCUUUCUCGAGACAGAUAGUGAUCACCUUGGUAGUUAUAGCUCGGCAGAUGAUGAUCUUAGUGCAGCAAUUAGACCGUAUCAACAGCAAUAAUGCAGUGUGGAUUUCCAAAAAUUCAGCAGCUACAAAGCUUUCUCAGAGUAAGAUUAAGUUUUGUUAAGGUACAUAAUAAACCUGUCAUUCCCACAAUUCGAUAUCGCUUGUUGUGUUCAAAUGGGCUAGGAAAAGCUACGUUAAUGUUUGACUUAUUUCUCAUAUCUUCUCUUGAUGUUUGAGGUAAUUCAGAAAUACCAAUUGUAUUUAGACUUACUUGAUAGAAAUGUUUAAACAUUUCAAACCUAAUUUUUGUUAAUAAAAUUUUAGAUAUUGCAACUA
Papaver somniferum (opium poppy) is the source of this 5733-nucleotide messenger RNA. RefSeq names its product two-component response regulator ARR14-like. Gene Ontology annotation, biological process: phosphorelay signal transduction system; cytokinin-activated signaling pathway. Gene Ontology annotation, molecular function: DNA binding. The transcript is spliced from 14 exons. The record is from RefSeq and is a predicted model, not a curated record. The coding region runs from base 3937 to 5451 and encodes 504 amino acids. Lineage: Eukaryota; Viridiplantae; Streptophyta; Magnoliopsida; Ranunculales; Papaveraceae.